ACGCAUGCAGAGCUAUAAAUACAACAGAGUACACGUGCGCGUGCACGGAAUCGCUAGAACAGUUGAAUAUCUUUAAUAUUUCACGCGCAGAACUCCCAUUAUUACGAUAAUGAUUUACGGCGAUGACAGAUCAAGGAAAAUGUGAUACCGGGAAAGACAAAAGAGAACCAUCACGAGCGCAAGAGUGGCAUUGUUGGCAAGGUACAGGCGAAUAUGAGCCGUAUACUGCUGUAGUACUGGACUGCAUAUUCGCUCGGCUGUCAGCACAAGCACUGUGGCGAUGUGGAGGCGUUUGCCGGGCCUGGCGUCGCGCCGCCUGCGACUCCACUCUAUGGCGACACUUACUGUUACCAAAUGCGACGCCACAAACGUUGCGCGCUCUUGAAGCUGCACAGAACGUCGAAGAUCAAAACGAUUUAUGGUCCUGGCGUAAGGAGUACGCUUUAGAAAUUGCACGCUGGAAACGAUGCGGACGGCUUCAGGCUCGUGGUGCGAGUUCGUCGCCGCUGCUGUGCGCGGCGCUACACGAUAACGACAGGUAUCUCGCGCUAGUCGAUGAGGACGCACACGUUACGAUUUGGGAGCAUUUACGCUCCAAAACCGAUACAAGCACAGAAUCGGAAUGGACGGUCUGCUGGAACGGUGUGGUGAGUCCGGAGUGGCGCGGAGUUGCGCUCGCGCAGUGGGCACCGCGCUCCACGCGGCUGCUGCUUGCCGGCCGACUGACGCUCGUCGAACGAUAUGAAAUGAUCGUGGUUCACUUUGAUGAAGAGUGGUGCAGCCGAAUAGUAUGUCGCAGUGCAAGCGGGCCGGGGGGAGCGGGGUGCUGGGUAGACGAUGAUGUUUUCUUGUCCUUGCGCUUACGACUUCUGGCUCCAGGGAGGGCGUGCACCACUCUGUGGCUCAACGCUGCUACACAGGAAAUUUAUUCAGAAUAUGCAGGAGUGACGACGCCACUUCUUCGCGUUUAUAACGAAGCCGCGACGCAUAUUUCACAUAUCUUGGUGGCGGAAGUUCCUAGUGAAGAAAUCGCUCACUUCGAGAGUGAAAAUAAUAUAGGAACCGAGCAAGUCAGCAGCGAACCGCGUGCACCGUAUUACUCUGCACUUCGACCGCGUAAAUUCACGGAAGAUAAGAAGAAAAAACGAAUUCUGAUAGCAGCGGGUGGCGUAGCCGGCGGUGCUCGUGGCAAAGCCCAGGCCUUGUUGAUGUGGCCAUUGCCUUCUCUGGAGAUGCCCAUGUUGUGGGUUAGUGACCAUCUUGCACAGCGCGUGCAACAACACCGCAACCGCAUGCGCGCGCCAGAACCACAACCAGACGACGAACCAGACGAAGACACCGUUCGUGCACUUUGCAGCCAGCCCACGACGUCUUGUUUUUUAUACGCACAAAUCUUUGGAAUAGUUUUACAUCCCAGGGGAGGAUGCGUAUGGGCAACGACUGAAGCUGAUGUAUGGUGCGUGUCGCUCCCGGCACUGAAGCCGGUACUGAGGCUGUCACGAGCCUCCUCUGCACCCAGCGUGACUGAACUACCGCACUACCUUUUUCCCUGUGUGGAUGAUGACUACUUUAUCACUCCAGCAGGUGAUGGUUCAGGCCGCGUAUGCCUGUGGACCAUCCGCAGUAGCCGCUGCGGUGCACAGUUGCAACAUGACGCUCCUGCACUUGCCGUGUUUCUGCCGAAGCACACACACUCAGUUCCUGGUUCACGUCGUCUACUCGUUCUCGCGGCCGAUGCACUUCAUGUGUGGCAGAGCCUGGUCAACUGAGUGUAGGGUUCAGACAUCGGCCAAGUUUUCAAAACCAACUCGCAUGGCAAAAUAGUACGAAGCUUAACUGGCGACAGUCAAACAGAUAGAGCGCGACGUGGAUCGUGCACUCCAAUCAAAGCACAAAAAUGCGCCCCGUGCGGGCCCAAGCCACGUCCGGCGUGCCGCGUGCCU
This is a messenger RNA of Nymphalis io (European peacock), 1943 nucleotides long. RefSeq lists its product as uncharacterized. Gene Ontology annotation, molecular function: protein binding. The record is from RefSeq and is a predicted model, not a curated record. Bases 123 to 1769 code for a protein of 548 amino acids. Lineage: Eukaryota; Metazoa; Arthropoda; Insecta; Lepidoptera; Nymphalidae. Gene Ontology annotation, cellular component: Cul4-RING E3 ubiquitin ligase complex; SCF ubiquitin ligase complex. Gene Ontology annotation, biological process: protein ubiquitination. The transcript has 11 exons.